This is a messenger RNA of Wallemia mellicola CBS 633.66, 1924 nucleotides long. RefSeq lists its product as hypothetical. Gene Ontology annotation, molecular function: protein binding. Bases 78 to 1871 code for a protein of 597 amino acids. The record is from RefSeq and is a predicted model, not a curated record. Lineage: Eukaryota; Fungi; Basidiomycota; Wallemiomycetes; Wallemiales; Wallemiaceae. The transcript is spliced from 5 exons.
AUAUAAUGAUUUUUACGAAUGAUUAAAAAUUAACAUUAUGUCAUCAUGUCUUCAAAAGUUAAACUUUGAUUGUGACGAUGGCGAUGUCUAAUGGAGAAAUAAGUAAAACUGCGAAAUCCUCGCUCAGAGAAAUGCAAGAUCCACUGCUCGCAUUCCCGCCAGAACUGGUCUUAAGAAUACUAGCAGAGCUUGACGUGCAGAGCUUAUCGAAUAUGCGCACAUCUAAUAAAAGUUGGAAUACCUUCAUAGACGUACACGAGGACGUCUUAUUCAACGUUGUCCGUGAUAAGUUUGGUAGAAUGUACGACGAUAUUUGGAAAACGACGGAAACUAUCGGUGCUGGGUAUAACGGAUGCUCAAACUGGAGAGAUUACUUCAGGAAUGACAACAGGAUAAAUGAAAACCUGAAGUCUGACGCGCCAAAAGUAUUUGAGAGGUUUGUCAACACUGGUAAUACCCUUACCUGGAGAUUUAAGCCAGAUUUCGAAAAGCAGUUUGUUGUUGUCACUGCACAUCAAGGUGGUGUUAAGGUCUUCGAUAUAAACACAUCAGAAUUGCUUUGGGAAAUCCCAGAGGCAGACGUACGCCCACACGCUCACCUUGAGUACUCAAAUGGGUAUUUCUGUAUCGACAGAUUUGGCAACGCAUUGGAGGUUUGGAGAAGAAACGACAUAGAAAAUCAAUACCGAAGUGAAGAUAACAAAGUUGAAGAAAAGCGCGGACACUUUACCCGCGUAACCAUAUUGCCGCACGAAAGGGAGACACGAGGUUUCCAAUUGUGUUACCCACACUUAUCAGUCGUUUCCAGUGAGGGACAUGGCUAUCUCUACGAUGUUGCCGGUGCACCAUCCUUAGUUAGACAGAUUGAUAUCGAGUCAGGUGCAAUUGGACACCUCGACCAAUGCCCAACUGCGAUUGCUUUCUCAAUAGGUACACAUGGAUAUCAUUUCCACAGCAAGGAAGAUGGUAGACUGCUUGGUGUGUUCCCACCGGAGGAAAGCAACCUCACACCAGCCAACUUUUUCCAUGUACACCACCCUCAACCGCCUAUGCCGGGCUCAAGUGCAAGAACAGAAGAAAUUUCAAACCAGCAUAUCGCAAGCACGCGUAUCGGUAGAGGCAAACUGAAAGACCACCCUUCAGAGAGGACGAUGCCGCAAGAUCUGCCGGCACUUAGAAGCGAUGACUGGGGUGCUGGUAUGAUAGAUGGGCCAUAUUUUGUGGGAAUAAGCAGGUCAGGUAGAUUAGUCCUCUGUUCGGACUGGGAAGCCACUCUAGCUGAACCAAAUCUGGCGUCCCAGACUGUGAGCGUUUUGGAGUCUGAAACGGAUGACUCGAGAUUCGAUUUAGGUGGAUGGUUAAGUGUCAGACAUGGGAAAGUGCUCUUCGAAGUAUCAGACAGGAUAUACAUAUUACACCUACCAGCACAAGGAGAGCUGAUAAACCCAGAGAACUCACCACCAAUACAGACAUUACCUUCAAACUCCUAUGCACAAUUACCAGUGCCGAUUAGUUAUAUGUCGGUACACUCUGAUGCAAUAAUGUCGACAUAUGCCACGUUGCUUUUCAACGCGGUUAGGAUUGGAGUGGCAAAACACAUUAGAAUAUCGUCAUUUGCAGGCCAAGUGGAUGAUGAGAGUAAGUGGAUUGAUCCUCAAUCACCAGAGAACGAGGAUCCGCACAGAAAUUUUAUACUAGAAGUAAUGACAGAACAUCACGAGCACAUGGUCAUGCCAGAUGCAGAAGACCAAAUUGAGGAUAUAAUCGAAGAAUUUGAUCAGGAGGAUGGAGACUGGGAAGAUGUCGACAGCGAAGAAGAGGAGGGUGGCGAGAAUAACUCAGCCGAGGAGAGGACGGUAGAUGGCUCAUAAUUUAAUUUAAUUUGUAUAUCACGACGCAUUAAUUAAAUAAAUAUAUAGGGAAG